Molecule: messenger RNA, 1221 nt
Organism: Saccharomyces kudriavzevii IFO 1802
Lineage: Eukaryota; Fungi; Ascomycota; Saccharomycetes; Saccharomycetales; Saccharomycetaceae
Gene: ENT5
Product: Ent5p
Exons: 1
Coding region: 1-1221 (406 amino acids)
Biological process (GO): endocytosis; Golgi to endosome transport
Cellular component (GO): clathrin vesicle coat; endosome; plasma membrane
Molecular function (GO): phospholipid binding; clathrin binding
Source: RefSeq, a predicted model, not a curated record
AUGGACUCGUUAUCGAAGAAGAUUCAAAACCUGGGUAUUCACGACAUCAGGAACGCCGCAAGAUUUGCUCAGAACGUGAUCGUCCAAUAUGAGCCCUAUCAGGUAGACAUCCGUCGCGCUACAAAUACCGAUGCCUGGGGCCCCACGCCAAAGCAUCUGGCCAAAGUUCUAAGAAACAGAUACCAAGUACCGCUAUACUUGAUGACCGAAUACACUUUGAAAAGAUUGGUCGACCACAUCGCUUCAAGACCAAAGAACCUAUACGAAAAGGCAAGAAAGGACUAUGUCAACUACGGGUCCGAAUGGAGAGUAGUCUUAAAAUGUCUAGUAGUCGUUGAAUUCUUGCUAAUGAACGUCGAUGUUGGCGAUGAACUAAAUCAGAUUAGGUCCUGUUUGCUCACCCAUAAACAUAUUUUAACCAGAGAAAUUGCCCAAUUCAAGGUAAAAUUUUCGAAUGACGGUAAAAUGGAGAUUCAUGAACGGGGUAUUAGGAAAAAGGGCGAACUGAUCUUACAAUACUUGGAAAACCCUCAGUUUUUGAAAAAGGAAAGAGGCAAAAAUAAGAAAAACGCCUUGAAGAUCCGACAGCAAGGAGAAUCCUCUAUUUAUAACGCCAACCAAAUCUCAUCUUCCGCCAGCUACGACGACGACGAUGAUGAUGAUUUUGGUACAAAUGCAGAUGGGGUUGGGGGUGACAUGGAUACGAACAAUGUCACCAACUUUAAUGUCCCCAUGGAAACAGAGGCAAAUUCCAGUACUCGCAGGCUUUCCCACAUGGAGGAACAGAGGAGACAAAGAAGAGAGAUUUUAAGAGAACAGAUCAAAAGCAAAGAACAACAAAGGAAGAGAAAACAACAGCAAGACAGUAUCCCUGACCUAAUCGAUUUCGAUGAUGCUAACACCGCCAUCACACACGAAAGCGACGACAAGAACACAAACAGUGGCGGUAAUGACAGCAAUGAUGAUGAGGACGAAUUCGGGGAUUUCCAAAGCGAGACAAGUCCCGACACCGCAGUGCCCAAAACAUCAGAUGGCCAAAUAGAUGACUUGCUUGACUGGGAUGGCCCAAAACCAAGUUCCACCUCCACCGCCGCUACAGAUGCCUCAUUAUCCUUUUCCGAAACGAAGCAGCAAAAAUCUCGCCCUCAGGCCACAAAGGAUAAGUCAAAGGGCAACGACGCCUUUUCUAACUUAUUCUCCUACUCCAAGUCAUUGGUUUAG